CGAGAGCAGCGGCGCCAGAUAUCGUCUUUUUUUGCAAUAGAUAAAUAGAUAAUUAAGGUUUUUGGGUUUAUUAUUAUUUUUUUAAAAGUUCGCUGGAAAGGUGUUCAGUUUGUUUACUGUUGUUGUUUAUUUCUUGUUUUUUUUAUUUUUUUGUUGGGGAAAGCAUUGUGAAAUUUUAUUUUUUUAGAUCAUUUUUUUUUUAAUUUAUUUUAUUUUACUCUUUAUUUAUUUUGUUUCAUUUUCUGUUCCGUUUUCUGUGUUUUUUUUUUUUUAUCGGGAACUUUGUCGUUUUGACAGAUAAUUAUUCAUUUAUUUAUUUUUUCUCUUCGCCCUUUUCCCUUAUCUACCUCUUUUAUGCGUCUGUGUGAAUUAUCGUUUAUUCUGCGUCCAUGAGAAGAAACAAAAGAGAAGAAGAAAGUGUAAAUAGAGGAACACCGCGAUGGAGAAAGAGUCAUACGAAAUAGACGCUUUGGAUCAAAAAGAUGAGGAACUGGAUGCUUAUAAGGGCGAAGAACCGGCCGCAGUUCGGAGAAAAAGAGAACUUAAACAGGUGGGCUUGGUGAGUCUGGUGGGUUUGUCUUACUUCUCAUUGGGUGCCAUGCUCCCGUGGCCCUCCCCGGCACUCUCCGAUAUGGCCGAGAAUAAUGCCACUCUUGUUGGCACUGAAAUUUCUCUCACGUCGGCUGAGAAGGAUAUGACGGGCAGCCUCGUGUACCUGGGGACACUGUUCGGGGCGUGGGUGGCAGGCUUCCUCGUGAGCGCUGUUGGGCGGCGUCGAUCCCUGCAGCUGAUCGUGGCGCCCUAUGUGGUGGGCUGGCUCAUCAACGGCCUCGCCCCCAACCCCCCUGUGCUGCUCACUGCAAGGUUCAUCCUGGGUCUCGCGGGCGGCAUGACCACCAUCGCUGGCUAUGCCUUCGUGGUGGAGCUGGCGGACUCCCACCUGCGCGGCACCAUGGCCACCAUCCCCACCAUGGGCAUCGUGCUGGGCGGCCUGUACACGGUGUCCCUCGGCUAUGUGCUGGCGUGGCACGUCCUCGCCUUCGUGUGCAUCCUGCCGCCGCUGCUGCUCCUCGUCGGCUCCUUCUUCCUGCCGGAGUCGCCGUCCUACCUGGUGAUCAAGGGGCGUCGCCAGCAGGCGCUCGUCAUCCUGCGGAGCCUGCGCGGAGACUACGCCGACGUGGAGGCCGAGGUGGCCGACCUGGAGCGGCGGAACCGCGUGGGCGGCGGCGAGGGCGGCUGGCGGGGCCUGCUGAAGGCGGACGUGCUCAAGCGCAUCGCCGUCGUCGUCACCCUGUUCGCCCUCAUGCAGCUUUGCGGCAACUUCGUGUUCAUGAUCUACACGGCGCGUGUCCUGCAGGCGACGGGGGCGCCGCUGGACCCCGACGCCAUCACGGCCAUCGCGGGGGCGCUCAAGGUGGGCGGGACGCUCGCCGCCAUCCUGCUCAUGGACCGCGUCGGCCGCAGGAACUGCCUCAUCGGCUCGCACGCCGUCAACGCCGCCUGCCUCCUCAUCCUCGGCACCUACGUCCACCUGGCCGAGGGCGCCGAGCCGGGCGACGACUCCUUCGACAGGCUGAAAUGGGUCCCUACCGUGUGCGUGACUGUCUCCCUCUUUUUCUGUGAUAUCGGCGUCCACCCUGUGCCGUACGUCCUUUCGUCGGAGUACUUCCCUACCAACCUCAGAGCUCAGGCCUCAUCCAUCUGCAUCUCGGCUGGAACUAUACUGACCUUCCUCGUCCUCCAGCUCUAUAGUCCUAUGAUGGAGCUCUUCACGCAGGCGGGUCUCUACUGGUUCUAUGGGGCGACCAGCGUGGUGGGGGUCGUGUUCUGUUUCGUUGCGGUGAUCGAGACGAAGGGUAAGGCUGUUGGGUGA
This is a messenger RNA of Penaeus chinensis, 1873 nucleotides long. Its product is annotated as facilitated trehalose transporter Tret1-like. The coding region runs from base 440 to 1873 and encodes 477 amino acids. Gene Ontology annotation, biological process: transmembrane transport. The transcript has 7 exons. Gene Ontology annotation, molecular function: transmembrane transporter activity. Gene Ontology annotation, cellular component: membrane. NCBI's taxonomy places the organism in Eukaryota, Metazoa, Arthropoda, Malacostraca, Decapoda, Penaeidae. The record is from RefSeq and is a predicted model, not a curated record.